Molecule: messenger RNA, 1515 nt
Organism: Musa acuminata subsp. malaccensis (wild Malaysian banana)
Lineage: Eukaryota; Viridiplantae; Streptophyta; Magnoliopsida; Zingiberales; Musaceae
Molecular function (GO): lipid binding
Source: RefSeq, a predicted model, not a curated record
UCCUCCGCCACAUCCUCCGAUCUCCUCCGCUUCGGUUCCAAUCCCUAUCCAAAAAUCCAUUACUUAAGAGAGUCUGUUUCCUUUUUCCCCCAUUGCCUCCCACUGCGGUUGAGGGGGUCUCUUUUAGGGUUUCUUCCCCGCCCUUCAUGGCUCUGAUUCUGGAAGCUCUGGUUGAAAUCUCGCGGAAGCCCAACUUCGCGGACGUCGCCGUGGAGCUCGCGAUGUUCGCCGCCCCCCUCUGGAUCGCCGUCCUCGCCGGGCUGCUUCUUGGAUGGGCGUGGCGGCCAGGCUGGGCUGCCGGGCUGGUUCGCGCGUUGAAUCCCGAUUCCGCGCCUCCCCCUCAGCCGUCGUGUUCUGCUGGCCCCGACUCGUCCGUGGCGACGGCGCCGACGAAGGCGGACGGUGAUAGGAGCGAGAAGCUGGCGGUCACCGAGGAAGACUUGGAGCACCUGUGUCGGCUGGUGGAGGUGACGGAUGGGGGCCCGGUGUGGCACAAGAUGAUGGACAAGUCCUUGCCCAACAUGAGGUAUCUAGCGUGGCGGAGAGAUCCUGAGACGGGUCCGCCGCAGUACCGUAGCAGCACUGUAUACGAGGACGCAACACCGGAAAUUCUGAGGGAUUUCUUCUGGGAUGACGAGUUCCGGAUCAAGAAUGGUUGGGAUGAUAUGCUCCUCCAGCACACCACACUGAAGGAGUGCCCAACGACAGGGACGAUGGUGGUUCAAUGGGUUCGCAAGUUUCCUUUCUUUUGUAGCGAUAGGGAGUAUAUCAUUGGACGCCGCAUAUGGGAAUCGGGAAGGACUUAUUACUGCAUAACAAAGGGAAUCCCAUGCUUGGAUAUACCUAGGCGCAACAAACCAAGACGCGUUGACUUGUAUUAUUCCAGCUGGUGCAUUCGUCCAGCUGAAUCAAAAAGAGAUGGUCAGAUGACUGCCUGCGAGGUUCUUCUGUUUCACCAUGAGGAUAUGGGCAUUCCAUGGGAAAUUGCAAAGCUGGGAGUUCGGCAGGGUAUGUGGGGCUGUGUCAAGAAGAUCGAACCUGGCCUGCGAGCCUACCAAGCUGCCAGGAGGACCAACAAACCACCAUCUCGGUUUGUUUUCAUGGCACAGAUCAACUCCAAGAUUGAUGCCGAGCAGUUGAGAUCAUUUGAGAUCAGCAGCGAUGCAUCAGCUGAGAUUGUGGAAGCAGAGAAACAGAACUUGGCCUGUAGCAUACCCAAGAUCCUUCUGGUUGGUGGUGCUGUAGCCAUGGCCUACACCCUUGACCAUGGCUUGUUGACAAAGGCUGUCAUUUUUGGAGUUGUGAGAAGGUUUGCCAAGAUUGGGAAAAGAUUGUGAUCUGGAGUGAAAAAUCUGUAGAUGAAUAUAUAAUUAAGCAUCUCUGCGCACCAAUUACCAUUGUGUUUACAGUCUUCCCCUCUCAUGUGACGAGGUUGUAGAAGUAGAUGCUAAUAGAAAGACAUUCUGAACCUUUUUGAAAAGAAAUCCCAGAAACAGAGCAUCAUUUCAUCCUCUA